Cetraspora pellucida is the source of this 537-nucleotide messenger RNA. The record is from the annotation of a GenBank genome assembly. Lineage: Eukaryota; Fungi; Glomeromycota; Glomeromycetes; Diversisporales; Gigasporaceae.
GAUCGUACUCGUAUUUCUAUUCUUUUAGCAUGCAACACAACUGGUACUGAAAAAAUAAAGCCUCUUGUAAUAGGAUCUUCAAUUGAACCACGGGCAUUAUCUGGUAUAAACCAUGCUAUAUUACCUGUAACAUAUUGCUCUAAUUUAAAAGCAUGGAUGAAAAGUGACAUAUACGGAGACAAAGGCAAGCGUGAUAGAGGUCGAGCAAGUGUUUAUGCACUUUCUGAUUUGUCUAAUUAUAAACCAACAAAUAUUCAAGUUAAAUUUUUGCCCGCUUUAACUACUUCGCAUCUUCAACCUAUGGAUGCGAGAAUUAUUAAAUGCUUCAAGGCAAAAUAUCAAAAAAAAUAUAUUCAACAUAUUCUGGAUCAGUUUGACAGAGGACUAGAUAUUCGAGAUCCUAAUACUUAUAUUCCUACGGAGGAAAUACUUGAUGAUAACCAAAUUGUUGAAACUGUAUUAGCGGAUCAAUUAGAACGUCAGCAAGGUGAUCCAGAUGAUUCGGAUGAUGAGCCACCAAAAAUUUCUGCUUAUGAA